Monomorium pharaonis (pharaoh ant) is the source of this 11414-nucleotide messenger RNA. RefSeq names its product stAR-related lipid transfer protein 13-like. Gene Ontology annotation, molecular function: GTPase activator activity; lipid binding. The transcript is spliced from 7 exons. Gene Ontology annotation, biological process: actin cytoskeleton organization; signal transduction; regulation of Rho protein signal transduction. NCBI's taxonomy places the organism in Eukaryota, Metazoa, Arthropoda, Insecta, Hymenoptera, Formicidae. The record is from RefSeq and is a predicted model, not a curated record. The coding region runs from base 6214 to 7806 and encodes 530 amino acids.
CGUUCGGGAAUCGGCUCGAAAAGGGCAACUAGGCUCAAGCACUGAUUUAGUGUAAAUAAAUUCGGUGCACGUUAUUUAUGACUCCUUUUGAAAUGCGAUCCCGGUUUAGGAAAUAUUCGGUUGACGAACGACGAACGACGAACGACGUGUCCACUCAAAAGAUAAGUAAUUGGCUAGGCAGGAAAUACGAAACAAUUGAAUCAAACUGUAAAUAACCGGGCCGAGAAUAAAGGAUCGGUCGGGUUGUAAAUUUACGAAGUAACCGGUCGUCUCGUUGAGGCAACACAAAGAUUUAUGUUAUAUAUUUCAAAAACGAUAAAUUUACAUGACGGUUUCGUUACCCGAAGUUUUCGAAAUACAGAUCCGUGCACCUCUUUUUCGUAUGUUUAGGCGAAAGUAACCUUUUUGUUCUCUACCUGUCGUUUUUCCUUCGUUAUUAUUUGCCGGAAUGCGACUUGAGUGAAACGUAUUUUUUCAAAAGGAUUAAGUGUGCGUCCGAACAUGUUUUAUGAGUUUUUUCGGCCGGGGAAGAUUCUCGAUUCUUACCUUUGUUCGGAACUUUCUCUUUUACUUGACCGUACGAAAAUUCACGCACGUUAGCGCGCAAAGAGGAUCACGCGCGAGAUUCGUCGUGAUUUUUCCUGCGGUACUCGAUACGGCGAUUAGUUUUGACGCGAAUUUGAUUGUGUGUGUGUGUUUUUGGCAGCGUCGAAUCGAGUUGGCGAACUGAUGCAGUUUUAUACGUUGUGCAUGCAGGUGAGAUGGAUGUGAAUUGAAUGCAAUCGCGCAAUUGCGUAAUCGAGUGAAAUUAUGGAACAGUUAAUGAUCCACAUGCAGAAAAUAAGAAUAAUUAUAUUGUAGGAUACUCGAGUUUUUAGGCGCUCGAUGAUCCUCGAUGUCAGCGUGGAGUUGAGAGCGAUGGCCUCCGGAGACGACGUAGUGGCGGGUGAUCCUUGGCGUAGCGUGUGUCUUGCAGAUGUGCGGGCGCACGUACGAACACGUUUCAUUACCUGUUUCCCGAGGUAGAAAAUAUGUGCGUCAACGCGAAGGUAAUAUAAUUAAAUGAAAUCGGCAAUUUACAAAUUUUACAACGUAAAGCUCUGAUCGAGCGAGUAGCUACGAAGCUACCUCGAGAUUCUGAUCGCGAUAUUAACUUCGCAGCGGUAUUAACUUGAGAAUAUACUUGAUAUAAUCUUUGAUCGUAAAUUCACACCUCACGGGAAGAAACAUACAUCACGUGUCAGGCUUAUGAAACUACAAUUAGGAACAACUUUGUGUUUGGACGAAACAUCUAACUUAACUGUUGUUGAGAUUUAGACUAGUGACUGUGAACGUUGAAAUCACGCACUAUAUGCGUGCGAGCGGCGCGCUAUUUUCCGGCAGGGUGGGAGAAUUUCGCAAGCAGGGAGUUUGCCUGUCCCUGAGGUAGUAUGUAUCGAACGUUUUUGAAGAAACAACGUUAAUAUAUCUGAGCCGCUACCGAGCAAUUAAAUGAUAAGUUAAAGUUAUGUGACGCGAAAGACCCAAGAUUGAUAAGUUAUUAACCGUGGUAGUAUAAUAAAGAAAUUUUGUGUAAUUUGACCAGUCGCCAUUCGUGCGGCAGGCCAAUUCGCUGCGCUCUAAAUAGAUGUACAACUUGACAAACCAGCACAAAUAUACGCAAAGAAUUAAAGUCUACAACUGUAUUACAGCCUUACUGAAAAUAGAAAACGCAGAGGGAAACCAACUUCAUACGCUUAAAAUAUGCAAUUAAUUUAAAACUUAUAAAUGCUUGAAACAGCCUUUAGCUUACACAUUAGUGAGUAUUAUAAACAUAAUAGGAAUAUAAAAAGAGAGUUUUGUUCCCGGAGCUCCGGGGGAGGGGGGGGGGGGGGCGAGUGUGCGGGAUGGGUCUUGUUAGCGCGGGAUAUGACGUCACGCCGGCGGGGGUAGGUGCAUGGUGACGAUUUCAUCGGAGAAGGGUGGGCGAGCGACGUUUAGACACUUAUGAGGUGUUAUAAACAAGGGUAGCAUGCGCUCGUGAGAAAAUAUCGGUGGCGCAUAAUAAUUUGGACGAUUCUUAUUGUUUAUGUCGUUUACGUCUUCUUUUUCUCUCGCCUUCUUAUUCGGUACUAUCUGGAUUAAAAGUAAAUCUGAUAACAUUGCAACGCAUAAUUGAACAUAUUGCGAUAUGUUUUACUAUUCCAUAUCGCUUUCUUUCGCUUUAUCCCUCACUUGCUUGCGAUAUUUUUUAUUUAGAAAAAAAAGUAUAUGAAAUAAAAGAAUACGAAAUAUGGAAUUUACUAAACUCUUUUUAUUGUCGGAUUUUCAUGAUUUAGCGUCGACACAUCGGCUCUUGAAAUUUUUUUAAGUAAACGCUUUAUUUUUUAGUCUAGCGCCGGUAUUUCGGCCGCUCUUACAUAUAAAGAAUGUGCUUAGUGUAAAAAUGAAUGCACCAUUGUUAUCGUCAGACCUGGCUCGAAACUGCCUUCACAUGUUACUGACCCACUCAACAAUAAUUACUAUUGGAUCAACGGUUGACCACAUAUCGUUUCAAAGGAUUUUUAAUCGCUAUAAAAAAAGGUUUUUGCGUUUUUUUACGUUUAGAUAAAUCCUACGCUUCCCAGCUCAUGGCCUGUCGAUUUUUUUUAGUAGUUUGCUAAGACGUACACUUGUAUCCAGCAGAAGGCGUGAGUGGUGAAAUAUUAAAUAUUAUUUUAUUUUUUUCCGUGAAUUUAUGCGGGCGAGGUAUCGGUGCGUCUCGAUCAUACCGCGCCAGCGAAAAUAUAGAUAUUCCCUCAUCGACGCCGAGAAAUAUAAUACUAAGAGAGCCUAAUAUUAUUGCGCGGGCCUGUAGGCCAACAGGUAAUUUAGUAAUAGCGAUUGCUAGUUAAUAUAUAAAUACCUGUAACAAAUUUUUAAAAAUAAUUAUAGUUUUCUUUAGCCCCGGUUCCCACAGUCAGAUAUUCGCAUUUGCGGAUUUAUAAAUAUUGAAGAUACGAUGUGAACGCGGUUGCUCCGCAAAGUCGAUCGAUAUCACAACGAUGACUUGCUUGAUGAUCGCAGUCCAUUGGCAAGUACGGGACCGCGGGCGUUCUUGAUCUGAGGCGGCUUUUUGACAUGCCACCCUUAUUCGGAGAUGAUUAUGAAGAUUGUUGGCCUUAACGAAAAAUGUUUAUAUCAAUUUAUAAAUAUUUAUAAUCAAUUUAUAUCAUAUUUAUAAAAAUAUAAAAAAUGUAGUAAAAGAAAUAUAUACAUAUUUGCAAAAAUUAUUCUUAAUUAUUCUAUGCCUUUACUCACACUCAACGUAACAACGCCCGUACCAUCCAUCGCUCUCAUCCCUCCCGUAGGCUCUCACUCGCAUUCGUCGUUCCUACUCAUCGCACUCUCUCACUCGCACACAUUGUUCUUACCCAUCGCAUGCUCUCGCUCCCACACAUCGCGUACAUAUUCUCAUGCGCUUUCGCUCCUACUCGUACGCCGCCAUCUUUACACGUUCUCAGUCUCACUCAUGCAUAACACAGAUAAACGUGUAAACUUAAAAUUACACAGAAAAAACAUGUUACAUUAACACACUUGGAUUUGCAAUAUAGUGCGACUACCAGACGGAACGCGAUGGUGCCCCAUGUAUUAGCAAAGGAUUGUCACAUAAUGUUUUUACAGAUUUGCGGCUAGGUUAUACAUAUAUGAUUACGGGUUCACUCGUUUUAAUUGAGUGAGAAAUUUUACUUUAAAAAGUUUAUAGUAUACGUAAAAUUAUAUAUAAUUUUAUAUAUAACGUUGUAUGUUAUAUAAUUUUAUACACACGUAUUAUAUGUUCGACUCGUCCCCUCCACUGGGACCGGCUGUCUUACAGUUUUCAAACUUCUACUACAUAGGGUGCGUUCAAGAAGACGCUGUUAGCGCUACCAGCAUCAGUCUAUCUUUAUUACUUAUUAAAGGUAGAACAAGGAUAGCCGUCGCUACAGAGGGGCUGAAGAAUUAAAUGUAAGGGCCAAUCGCGAAAGAAUUAGUGAGUGCUCAGUGUACGAUUGGUUCUUGUUCUUGGUUCUUCGUCCCCUCCACAACUGUGUCUCUGUGACGGAAGCCUUCGAAUCGCUACCUCGGAUACGACUCCUUCUCUCGUUUUCUUACCACCUCUUCCUCCCCUCCGCCACUAUACGCUUCUUCCCUCUCUCAACCGCUCAUUUCUCUUCUAAUAUAAUCGUUGCACGCCGCUAGAUGAUCCGCAGAUCCUUCAGGUCGCUACCUAGCUCUGGAUGUUCUUCGUUUGGACGUUGAGUGCGAAGCGAACUUUGUAUAUUAAGUGAUUCCGUGAGUGAAUUCUGAACUGAGAACUGUUGCAAGUUCAUCGAAUUCGUCCCUGCUCAAGGAAACAUCAGCCGAGGACUGCACAGCCUCCACCUCAAAGCAGAAUCAGGACGAAAUUCAAAGAACCGAUACUGACCUAGGUAAAUUUGCCUCCAUCAAUCGUUUUCAAUGUCUAACAAGUAACUUAGAUUUACACGGAGAGAAUAUUCUACUACUUUUUAGAGAAGAGAACUUUAUUAAUUUUUUAGUAUGCUAAAUAAAUUUAGUGUGGUAAAAAAACCUAGGAAACAUUUAUACAUACAUUCAACCGAUUUCUAGAAAUAACCAUACCAAAAAUCAGUAAUGUCUUUUUCUUCUGUCGCGUUGCCAUUUCGCUUAUUCCUCUUUUGUUUCUUUUCUAAAUCUAAAUAGUAUUACUCAAAAAUCAUAAAUUAAUAAAACCAUGAUUUUAAUAAAACUAUAUUUAAAACAUUUAUUUAACUAUAUAGAAACAUUUUUAAACAUAUACAUACUUCUUAUAUCCAUGUUUUUUGAAUAAAAUAACGAUUAUUUACAUUAAUUGGCAUGGUAACAGAUUAAGUUUUAAAGUUUGCGGUAUUGUUGGUUUAUAUCUCAAUUGUCAAUUGAAAUUUUUGAUAUAAAUUUAAUCUAAAAUUAGAAAAAGAUGUAUUAUUUAAUAUUUUUGUCAAAUAUAUUUUCUAAAACACGACAAAAUUGGAAUAUUAGUUACUAAAAGUUGGUAGUUCAGAUUCUCCAGUGAAACUGGACAGACAAAAGACUUUUUUUCCUCUGGUUUUAUACCUAAGACCCGACGCUUCUCCAAUAUUCUUUUGUUUCUUUGUGCAAGCAGUGAAAUUGCUUGCCCCGGAGAAGGUUGUCGAAUUUUUCGUUAAUAUUUUUCGGCUAACCGCCUUAAGCGUCUCUUACCCUUUCCAGUACGUCCACUACCUGAUCAUACAGGUAGUACUUUUCGUCGGUUAACGCAUGUUUCUCCGAGUCGGAGUUACCGCCUGAGCUUAGUAAAAAGAAAAUUUAUUGCACCUAUUCAUUACUUAUUUUAUUUCCUUUAUUUUUUUUUCUUCUUCUUGGGGAUUAAAUAAUAUUGUAUAAAAAAAUAUUUCUGUGUAAUCUUACAAAAUACUCGCUCAAUUUUAUAUAAAUUAAUUAUUUUGGUCAAAUUUACAAAUAUAGAAAAUUAAUUAUUGAGAAACGUUUCAAAUAUUAUAAAAUGCAAUUGGAUCAUAAGAUGAAAUAAAACAUGUGUUUUAAUUUUCUUAUUCGUAUUUAAGCCUUAUAUGAUAAAAGUAUGAGGAAAAUAAAGCUAGAUUAUACACAAAGAAAAUUUUAUUAUAAAAGUUACCAUGGUAAAUAAUAAAAACGGACCAAGCAAGUAAUUAUGAAAAUUUUUACUAUUUUUUUCAUUAAUUCAUCAUAGUAUUUACAAUAUAUAUGGUAAUUUAGCUACAUCGUACUAUUAAAUUUUUUCUGUGAAACGGUACAAACAAUACGUCAUAAAUCUUCGGAUAUAAUAUAUAUAUAUUUUGCUUUCAUAAAUAAAUUUUUUUCUAACAAAUAAAUAUCGAAGAAAACGUUAUAAGAUAUUUGGUUCUCAAUACUUUGACUUUUUUCUCUCAGUGUGCAACAAAUACGAUUGAUACGACGGAUAUUUCUGACACUAUCAAAUAUCGCUGCGCUGUACUUUUUCGUUUACGUAAAUACGCGUGUAAGCGCAAUACAUUAUCUUAUAGCACGCAAUAAUCGGCUAAGUGCAAAAUGAAAAUUGACGAUUUUUCAUUGUGCUUCUGUUUCAGACUAUUGAUUGACGUUUCCGGGCGUAGCCAUCCUUUUUCGAGGGCGACUCGCAGCAGCUAGAGCCUUUGCCAGCAUCCGCACGUUUUUAAUUUAAUAAAUAAUUGCGCCAAUAUGAAACUCGACGCUUAUCACACGCAUUACAGUACGAGUCACAGCAAAAGCAGUGGCGGUGGUGACGAAUUGUGUCCUAGAGCGAUGGCUUCCGUGUCGUGCGGACAACUUUUGGUGCUGAGGAAGCUGGCACUGAUGAAACUGACGGCGUGCAUGGAACGACAUUGUCCAACUCAUCGCACUGGCUGGAACUGGCAACUUCCGAAGUUUAGGAGGAAAAUUAAGUCGCCCGAUUACAACGACAAGGCAGUUUUCGGAGUGCCGCUUUUAUUAUCUCUGCAGAGAACUGGUCAAGCAUUACCAAGCUGCAUUCAGAUCGCCCUAAGAUGGCUGAGAGCUAACGCUAUAGAUCAAGUGGGCAUUUUUAGAAAGAGCGGCGUCAAAUCUAGGACACAAAAUUUGAAAGUCAUGAUGGAGACCGAGGGGGAUAAUGUUAAUUUUGACGGGCAGCAGGCAUUCGACGUCGCCGAUCUUCUGAAACAAUAUUUCAGGGAGCUGCCGGAGGCUUUGUUAACAAACAAGCUCUCAGAGAUAUUUAUCGCCAUUUUCCAACAUGUCCCGGUGGAGUUACGACCUGAUGCCGUGCAGUGCGUCUUAUUGCUGCUUCCGGACGAGAAUCGUGAAGCAUUGGAGAUCCUGCUUGACUUUCUCAAUCACGUUGCCAGCAACUCGCCCUCCAAUCAGAUGACAGCCUCGAAUCUGGCUGUGUGUCUGGCUCCGAACCUGUUUCAUUUUAAACACAGCACGGAUGUGACGAACAGCGUGUCGCCACGUAGGCGAAAGACCAUGGGCAUUCCCGAUCAGCGGGAACUGUCGGAAAACAAAGCAGCUCACGACUGUCUUUUGUUUCUGAUCAAGAUGCAUCGUGAAUUAUUUAUGGUCUCGUCGGACAUGCUGUCGCUGUGUCACUUCCGCAUUAAGUAUGUGGAAGAAAUUUCGGUCGCGAUAGACGAACUCGGCCCGGAAAUGAAACAGGAUUGGAAGGGUUACCUAUACGCCUGCACCAUAGAGUUGCUGAAGGAAGUGGGAGAAAAAAGUUGCGAUUGGGUCACGGUAGACAGUCCUGCCGAUAACAGCGUGGAAAUGGCGUAUAAAAAGGUCGGCGACGGGCACCCGCUUCGUCUCUGGCGAGUGUCGACUGAAGUCGAAGCUCCGCCAAACGAAGUGUUGCAUCGUGUUCUAAGAGAAAGGUACACCUGGGACCCGCAACUGUUAACGUACAGACUGGUGACCAAGUUGGACACCAAUGCGGAGGUCGUUCAAUACUCCACCGGGAACAUGAGUCCUUUGCCCGCUCGAGAUUAUUGUGUAGUAAGAUCUUGGCUUAAUCUUGCCAAAGGUGCUUGCGUCAUUGAUGAAACAUCCGUGCAUCAUCCUGACGCUCCUGUCAUGCUCGGGGGAACUCGCGGCAUCGUUUUGGCCUCGCGUUAUCACAUCGAACCAUGUGACAGCGGCAAAUCCCGCAUUAUGCAUUUAACCAGAGUCGAUAUGAGGGGUCGCACACCUGAGUGGUACAGCAGAAGCUACGGGCAUAUCGCUGCUCUCCAUCUGAGCAAAAUUUGCAAUUCCUUCAAACGUACCACUGAUGGGUAAAAGAAAGUAAGGUUUGAGAAUCGAGUACCGUGCAACAGCCAUCGUUGCACGGAUCUGCCUUUCCUUCCUCCUCUUCGUCUCACACUACAAGUAGUACUCGUCGAGCAGCAUUAUGACCAAAGGAUCCUAAAGGACGUACUACAAGUCCACCCUACCAUCGACGACGAAUAAUCGGUCAGUGCAAUCAGCAAUCAAAACCCACCGAUGUCGUCGGUAACUUUAUUCAGUAACUGUUUUUAAAUUCAACAACCUAUUUUAUUGUAUAAUAGUACAAUAGUACAAUUCUUCUCCGUAUGACGUUUGUAUACGGUCCAAGAAUCUUGCCGUCCGUUUGUCAUAAGAGUUUUGAAGAUGCGUGAUACAAAGAAUAAGAAUGAACAAGUUGCUCAGCAAUUUUAAUAAUGAAGAUGGCUUAGACGCGUCUAUCAGUAAAUUAACUAUUUUGGGAUACAAAGGACGACUCGUUAUUUUUGCAGUUUUGAUGCUGUUUUAAUGUUAUUUUGAAAAUUUAUAGAUUCUAUUGAAUCUCGACUUUGCAUUUGAACGCGAUUCUUGCAAUCGCAUCUUACUGCAGUUUUUUCUUUCUUUUUUUUUAAUAUGAUGGCAUUUUAAUGCUAAAAAUUGAAAAAUGGUCAAUAAACACUUUCAGUUGUGAGAUAGAAAAUGAACGUCAUUCGGUGUCUUCGAUAACUAUAUCUAUGUGUUUGUGAGAAUAACGACUCUCCAUGGAUUUAUUUUGUAUUGCUGCAAUUUCAUAUCUUUGAUAAAAAUAAGAGUAAAAAAAGAAUGUAGGAGCACGAUCAAAUAAGAAGUGAUAUUAACGAUAUUUUCUAAUAAGAAAUGACACUGACGAUAUUUUUCCGUAUCUUAAUCACCGAUACAACUUUCUGCAUAUAGUCAUUUUGGUUUUUACAAAUUAUGUAGAUUACAAAAUAUACACAUAUACACACAGCUGAAAUUGUUUAAAAGUUUAUUUUUAAAGGCUAAAAAUUCAUUAUUAAACUUUAUAUCAAUCAUUUUUCUAUAACGGAGACAAGAUCUCAAAAUAAACAAAUAAAUCUGUGGGACCAAGUUUUGUCGUGAUAAAGCCGCCACAGAAUAUUCUACAGAUACUUAAACUUAAUAGAAUACAGUCGUGUAUUAUAGAAGCUGUUGUUGUAAACGAAAUUGUAUCUAAGUUGACGUCGUUUGUACGUAACUGUUUGUGAUGACGAUAUAUAUUAAUCGAUUAACGUUUCCAUCAGUCGCCUAAAAAUGGGACAAAGCUUAAGAUAGGGUGCUGUCUUAAAGUACAAAUUUCACGUGAAUUUCGUAUAUUUUUUUUGGACCAAAUGCCAAUUUUUCUAGUCACAUAGCUUUAUCACGUUAAAGUAAUCGAGGAAUUUUCUUCCUCUCCUAUAAAUGUUGUCAUACGUAGACGAGCAAAUAUGUAAAUGUCGCAUACGCAUGUACAUCACGCGUGUCUAUUUAUAAUCGUGUUUGUUACAUGUAAAAAAGAAAACUACGCCAUUUCAGUGUCGAAGUUACACGAUACACUGUUGCGCCGUUUAAGUUGUUGUAAAAAAAAAUACAUAAUGAGAAUGCAGUCAACGUAAAAAUAACUUGUUAUAACUUUAGCUGUUUGAAAAAAUUGUGCCGAUUAUUUCUGUUUUCUUACAGCAUUAAAUGUGAUUUUAUUUCGUUUUUUUUAUUUAUUUAUGAUCGAAAUAAAAUAGUAGAAAUUUUCUUAUUUUUUGUGAAACUAAAAAAUUCCGCCUGCAGCGUUAUGUAAAUAAAGCAAUGCAGCUCUAGUAGUUAUUAUAGGUUUAUCGUCGAAUCAUGAUUGCGAUUGUUUAAACAAUGUGAUUUUGAGUAAAGCGUAAAUUUCUAAAUCUUGUUAAUUGUUCCAUCGUGCGAGUGCCGAACGACUUCAUUCAACGUAAGCAAUUGUCAUCGUACUCGUGUCUAUGUCAAGAGUUAAAAUGAAAAAAUGUCUGUCGCGAGGGACCAUCUCAUGGACGUAACAAAUAUAAUUGAAACGUGCAAAAGAUAAGAAAUGUAAGGAGAAAACAGUAGACUGAAAUGGUCAACAUACGCAUCAUUCAUUGCCAACGUGAGAUGUGUUGUGCCAAACGAGCAAAACUUUAUGUCGAAGUGAAACGAAUUGAAAGUAAUUAUUUGCUACGUCCAUGGUUCAUCUUUGUUUGUACCCCAAACAGAAAGAUGACCUGCGUAAGAUGCAUCUCAUCGAAAUGAAACUCUAGUGUAUUUUAACUUAAUACUAGUCACUUAAUACUAGUCACUUAUAUUAUAAAGAAUUAUAGAUUGUUGCAAAUAGAUUGUCAUUAUACAACGUAGCGCCGAGAAUAUGUAAAAUAUUAUUAAUUACUAUUAUAUAUAUUAUAUAUCGACGUUGAGCAAUUAUACAAAUAUAUCAUAUUUUUGUGUAAAAAAAAACGCCAGUAGAAACGCGACGACCGAAAUGGAGAAAUGCAUUGUCAGCGUUUGUUCAUAUUUGUAACGAUAUAUGAACGUCUUUAAUUCUUGUAAACCGUUCCAUUAGAAUGUAAAUACGUAUAUUAAAUAAUAAUAAGCAACACACAAAGUUAUAUAUUUAUUAAGCAACUUCCUAUUCUAAUGAUCCGCCUUCAUUACUCCUCUUUAUUACAGGUUGUGUGAUUAUUCUCAUUUUCUUAGUGUUUCUCAGCGGUUUAUCAAUCACUCGAAUCACUUUUAUUUAAAUUUCUCUUACAUUGAUAACCAGUUGCAUUCGCAUUGUUUAAUCAAUAAUUCGUGUUACCAUGGACGAUUCGGUCUGACGUUCAGGCUUCAGGCCUGCUUUUAUUAGAUGAAUAUACGUUGGAUGUUUAGUUCAUCGUGGUUCCUUGUGACAAUUUGUACUUGCACGAGAAGCAUUUAUUUCGACGUUCAAAUUAAAUAAAUAACCAUAUUCAUUGUCUCAAUAAAAAAUAUCAAAUUGACAAAAAUAUUAAAUCGCAACUUAGUAUUACGUUAAUUUUAGCUCAAAAAUUUCAAUUUUGGUUAGAAGUUCAAACUCCCCUAAUAGAAAUGGUAAGAUUACACGUGAAGAAAGAUGAUGAGAGUCAAUUUUUAUAUGAUAACCACGUAGAAGUGCUUGUAGACGAUUUCAUAAGUGACAUCGUAGUCAUUUAAUUACAAUGGUUGUUUGAAAAUUUCAAGAAUUUGUUAUGGUAAAUUUGUUCUUAUGUAUUCUUAAAACAAAAGUAAGUUAGCAAAAAUACAAGUGUCCUAACGAAAGUAGCUCCCGAAUAAUAUAAAGUAGACUAAAUUAUAAACGUAUGUUUUAGGAAUCACUUAGAAUAUCUAUAUGUUAUAAUAAUAAUUACAUUCUAAUAGUUUAGAAAUACAAAAAAAGAUUAUUUUUUCAAGUCUAUUCCUUUGUAUAAGAUUUAAUACGCAAGGGUAAAUUUUUUAAAUUACAUUAUCUUAAUCGAUACCAUUAUUUUUUUCUUAAGAUGUUAAAGUUGUCCUGUUUUACCGAUAAUUUUCUAGCUAAUUAAUUUUUUAAUUGCAUUUACAGAAUUAAAAAUCCUUCUCCAGGAUUAAAGUAUAGACAAUAACAAAAACGGGUCGUAACAAUUUUGUAG